AGAGAGAGAGAGAGAGAGGGGAGAGGCUGGGGGAGAGCUGAAGAGGACAAGAGACUUGAGCAGUGUGCUAAAGUGAAGUGAACGGACGACAUUGUCUCCGAAUAUGUGAAUCAUUGAGUUUUGCAGCUCGGGAACAACUUUUAAUCCACUCUAAUCAAACUGUUCGAGAUCUUGCUUCGCACUAAAAGCCACGGAAAACCAUGGGAACGUCUUGUGGACGCUUGGAUUAAUCAACGUAUCCACACUUUAAGCCUUCAUCGUCAAAGCAAACAGGAUGUCCUACCAGGGCCAACCGGACUUCACGUCCUAUAAUAACCAAAGACACCCCUCCCAAUUUCCUUCCCAAGCUCAACAACCAUAUAUCUAUCAACCACAACAAAUUCAGCCCCCGCUGUUUGGUCAUCCUCCCAAGGAGGUGGUUGAGACGAAAUAUCUCGUUACCCGAAAUGGUCCCCUCGGGACCCAAAGUCAAGCCAAUGCGGCGGCCACCUUCUUCGCGAGAUCCCAUCAACGACAUCCAACCAAGACCUCGUCAAACCACUCUUCGCCUUUGACAUCAAGGCGCCAAAGGCAACCAGGCGGAGGAAGCAAUUCCAGACUAUCCGGCAAUGACAGCUCCGAGGAGCGGGAUCAAUUUCCAACCAACUUUAGAGGUCUCGUUCAGCGGUUCCCGCCCCUAGUUCCAAAUACCUUGCUUCGGAAGCUGGAGGUGGUGGAUCCACCUCAGGGUAUGGGUAAGAUCCGAGUGGUUCUCAGGGUGACGAAACCGAGCUCCGCCGCGUAUCAAUAUAGUGCUCAAGAUCCAGGUUCGGGGAGGAAUCCCCAUCAGCACUUUGAAGUGGAUUUGAAGAGGAAGCAGGUUACACUCUAUGAUCCGGCCAUCUUGAGGGGUCAAAACGGGAAUUCGGAUGUGGCCAUUGAGGAGCGGAAAAUAGGGGUAGCGGCCCCCAAGAUGUUCGCCUUUGAUGGUAUGUUCACAAGUGACGAUACUCAAGAGGAUUUAUGCGGUGCUGCCUUGCCCGAUGUGAUCCACUCGGUUCUCAAUGGCAAUGAUGGAUGCCUCUUCUGUUUUGGUCAUGCAAAUCUGGGCAAGACGAGAACCAUGUUGGGCAGUGAUCAAUGUGCCAAAGACAUGGGGGUGAUUCCCAUCACGAUUGCUUGGGUCUACAAAGCUAUCAAGGAGCGAAAAACAAAGAUGGGAUCUCGUUUUUCUGUCAGAGUGUCUGCCCUGGAGAUCACUGGUCAACGUGAAAGUGUUCGUGAUCUCUUGGCACCAUACAACAACGAGAACGAUGAGUCUCCUGCCGUGUAUUUGCGGCAACUUCCCAUUAUGGGAAGCUGCAUGCAGAACCAAAGCGAGCUGAGAGCGUCGUCGGCUGAAAAAGCCGCCUAUUAUCUCGAUGCGGCUUUGGCCGGACGAUCCCUUGAUGCUCAAGGCAGAGAAAGUCAUCUUAUAUUCACACUCCAUAUUUAUCAGUAUUCCGUGUCUGGACAAGGUGGCAUGCUUGGAGGUCGUUCCAGAUUGCAUCUGAUCGAUUUUGGAGGCUGUGAGAGAACAAAGACUCCCGGUGGAGGCAUAACUCUUUCAGGCCUCGGCAACGUGAUUCUGGGUAUUUUCAAUGGACAAAAGCAUUUGCCUCAUAGGGACAGCAAGGUGACCCAAGUCCUUCGCGAGUGCUUGGGAUCACUCACGUGCCAGGCAACCAUGUUGGCACACGUCUCGCCCGAGCCUAGUCAUUACUCGGAGACCUUGCACACCAUUCAACUCGCAUCCAGGCUUCAUCGAUUGAGAAGAAAGAGGAUGAAGGCCCAUAGUUCCUCAGGAUCGACAUGCUCAGAUGAACACCGAAGGCUAUCAAAGUUAAGGAGUCAUCGAAGUGGGUCCUCGGGGAGGUCUAGCUCCGAUCUGACCUCGGGUACCUCCACGAAUGCCUCGUCUAGUGAAAUGUCAUGUGAUACUGUGGUUUAUAGAGGCCAUUCCGAUGGGAGUGGGACAGACUCGGAGCACCCACCCAUUUUUCUGGGCUCGAGAAUGGCUUCCGGAGGUAGCUCUGGGGGCAGUAGUGCUCCUGGCUCAUUGCGAGGCUCACUCGAUGAAAUCCCACGGCCUUUAUCUGGAGCCAGUCGACGAAAGAAGAUCUUGACAAACGGGGUCAUUUCUCCCCGAAGGAAUUUAUCGCCUCAGCCUCAAAUUGCUCGAUCACCCCACCGGUCUCUCUCAAGCCUGCCAGUCAUUCACGAGGUCAACACUCACUCGGGAAAGAUGCCCCUCAAUGGCCUUGUUCCCGUCCAAGGCCGUCAACAUCGUCAGAUAAUUAACCACGCCCACCAUCACAACAACCACUACCAACAACAACAACAACAGCAGCAACAACAAAUCCAGCGCUUAGCUCAUCCCGAGCAGUGGAUUGACGUUAAUCCCAAUUACAAGACCCAAUCACAGUCAGUAUUUUCCACGCGUAAAGAGGUUUGGAUUGACCAGCCUUCGAGUUCCAGCCCUGCCCUGUCAUCGGGCUUGUCCUCCCAUCCCUACCCGUUGACGCGUUCCCCAGCUGUCCUCUCAAAUCCCCCUAAACUCUACGGCUACAUGGAUGAGCACAAAGCUAAUAUGAUUACGACGUGGGUCGAGAAUCAGACACAAGCUCAUGGGACGGCGGAAGACCUGACAACAGACAGGGGGCAAGUUUUGGACAAUAACCGCAAUGUCAGCGACAAUCAGAGUCAGAAUGUCUUUCAAGCGUUAACUCAGUUCAAAACUUGUGACAGUGAUGAAGGAGCCGAGCACAAAGUGAUUAUACAUCAUCAACCUCCGCCUCCGUCUGCUCCUUCUCCUCCUCCACUUGCACCACCUCUGGAUGAAGCCAUCGGCGAGGGAGAUAACUUGUGUAGGACUGCUCCAAAGCCCACUUCCCAACAUCAGCCAAAGCAGCAGUACAACAACAACAGCAAUAACAACAGCAACAACAGUAGUAGUAGCAAUGCUCGUCAAUUUCAAGGUGGCCACAACCCUCCUCCUCCCCCACCUCCCCGUCGCACGCCCCCAAGAACAACAGCCAACUUCAACGACUUGGUGAAUGAAUGCAACAAAUUAGCGGGACAUUUCGACAUGAAUUCAAUGAACCAAAAUGCAAUCCUCCCCUCCCCUUUUGACACUCCAUCAUCUCGUGAGCUUGAUCUACAGCAUCCAUUAAGAAUCUUGAGCGAGGAAAACCUCACGAUCGUGUCUAGUUUCGCCGGGAGCAAAGAUGACUUGAGAUCGAACGGGGAGAAUGAUCUUGACGAGGAAUGUGACCCGAGCAAGCUAUCGUUCUUCCAAGUGCCCGAUUUCAAUUCCAUCAAAGAUGAUAUGGAGAAGCAAGACAACUUCAUCAGUGAGCGUUUCCGGGAAUUUGCGCAAUUGGAGAAGGAAUGCCAUUCGUCAAACCAGGAGCGGUCCGCUAAUGAUGAAAGACCCAAUCACCAGGAUCAUCAUCAUCGUCUUACUUUUGCCCCGGCUCCUUCAUCAGGAACUAAGAAUGCCCCCAACGACGUUCAACUUCAUUUCAUCCCCAGAAACGUCAACAAUAACAACAGCAGUCCUGAAAACGAGGAACGACAUGUGGCACCAAUGCCCCAUGAUCGAUUGAGACACCCAUCUAAUGCCAACUUGAGAGAAUCCGUUCGAAUGAGCCCACAAAAGCAGUUCGAGAUGCUCGCCCAAUCUCUUCGUCAUCCCGAUGGAUCUUCCAAUCCGGAAUUGCACGUUAUCGAGAAAACCAUGAUUUCCGUUGUGGCAAAUCCGAGUCGCUCACCAGGCAAUGGUCGUUCAAGCUCAGAUUUGGAGGAUGAGAACCUCAAUCAUCCCUCUAGCUCCUGCCGACCGUCCUCGUCAAGAACAGAAACGACGACCGACAGUGUCAAUGGGAAUAGCUUUGUGCCCGCCAAAACCUCGACACUUUGCAACGAAAAGUCCAUGAUUGGAAAUUCCUCGGUGAUCUCGGGAGUCGCAAAGAGCCAGCUUGAAUGCUCUAAGGUAAACGCAACGACCCACAACAAUGACGAUGUUGACAAUAGAGCUGUUAAACAACGCGAUCAAAAGACGCCAAAGACAUCCAAUCCCCCAAAGAAGGAACGGUUCGGUUUUAGAUUCCUUCGAAUUUUUGGUUCCUCCCGCAAACUAAACAAUAACAACAAUCAGAAAGGCCGCCAAGAUCAGGCGCAAAGCAACCAAGGUGAGCGGAGGUCAAAAAGCUGUGACAGAGGGGCUUCCAAUCAAAUCAGACCAUUGGUUGGGGGCAAUGGUGAACCUCAUGCCUCGAACAACAAUGGGUCUUCAAACCAUUCCAACGGGCGGUUUCUACUGCGGGACGGAGGGUUCUUUCGAGCGAGCAUGAGAGGUGCCAGUUCAAGCCCAAGCAUCAAAUUGGGCGCUGAUGAGCAACAUCAAAGCCGGAGAAAGGGUGGCUCCAUUAUCAAUAUGAAUGGAAAAGAUGGUCUUGAUAACAAGCACAAAAUGAUGAGAAUGACGACGACCAGAGGCCAUAGCAGUGGUCGGGUUGUUUUUGAUGAUGAUGGCGAUGAUGAUGAGAGGCGUCCAAGAGACAAAGAGGGUGCCAAUGGAGCGCCUAAUGUGAUGGAAAUAAGUGUUACUCCGUCAUCGUUGAGCGGCUCCACCGAAUGGGAGUAUGAAGGGAAAGAGGAAGAACAAGAACUGGAAGAGGAGAGAAGAAGAGGAAACGAAGAAGUCAUGCUGCAGCAUCUUCAAAGUGUUUAUGGCAAGCAUCUUCUCCCGCCGAAUCUGUCCAAAAAUGACAGGAAGAGCUCUGGUUAUGACAGUCUUGGCGGUGACGAGUCUUCCAGUCUGGAUUCGAAUCAAGAUCCGGACCCUUCGAGCCACAACAAGAUCCCAAAGUCGGCCCACUCUGUCGAGUCAGGAGACAUUCCUUACGCUUCACCCAACGACAUCUACCACACACCCCAGGAUGUGCAGAUUGUGCAAUACGAUGAGCUGGAUAUUUUGCGCAUGGAGCACCGCUCCAAGACAUUCGCUUGAAUUGCCCGCCAAUACUCAACCUGCCUUGUUUACUUUGCUUUGUUUUCUUUGCACUGGCUUUCUUUCUCUCUCCUUGGAGAGCGUCUGGCCCGUCUGGCCCGUCUGGCCCCCGGACUGUGGUGGAGACAAGGAGCGAGAGCGGCGAAGAGAUUCCCGGACUCAAUCUGGGAAAUUCAUCUCAAAAGUCUGCUCAAAUCCAAUCUUGUUUCCCUUGGUAACUAACCAAACAAGUACUACAUACAGUACAUAGAUGUCUACACGCACGUACAUACCGUAGUUGUCGGCUCUAGAUGAAACACGAAUUGCUGUCUGUUCUCACAUGUUUCCUUUUUUUCAAGAAAAUCAGAAAAGUCAAUAAAGAAAGAAAUGAAAAACUUA
Molecule: messenger RNA, 5410 nt
Organism: Tigriopus californicus
Lineage: Eukaryota; Metazoa; Arthropoda; Copepoda; Harpacticoida; Harpacticidae
Exons: 2
Coding region: 275-5032 (1585 amino acids)
Biological process (GO): microtubule-based movement
Molecular function (GO): microtubule binding; ATP binding; microtubule motor activity
Source: RefSeq, a predicted model, not a curated record